CUUGAGAACAUGCUGGUAUUUUCAUAAGUUUAUUUGUGUUGUCACAGCCCAUGUCAAGAGAUGAAUGAUUCAGCUACACCUCCAAUUGAGCUGGUGGAAGAACACCCUUAUUUUCCCGAAAAUGAGAUUGAAUUCAAACCCUGGAAAACAUUACAACGUACACUCACUCAAGACGAAGAUGAUGACCUUGUUGCGUGGCUGCGAAAGAACUCGUUCCUGUUUGACAAGUCAUCAGCAGGGUUUAAGUUCAAGGAGAAGAAAAACAGUACAUGGGCCGCGAAGGAGGCGGAGUUGGGCCUUAGACCUGGCGACCUGUCUACAAUAUGGUACCCAAAUAUGAGGACACAGUACUCAAAGCUCAUCAAGGUUGCCAACAAAUCGGGAUCUGGUCGUGUGAAAAUCUGGUGGCGAACGAAACCAAAAUUUCCCGACCAAACCCGACCAAACUCGACUAAAAAGGGUACACACGACCCCACACGACUCAUUCACGACGUCCAUUCAACCAUCUUUCCGAUUUCUGCUCGAUCAUCUCGACCUAUACGCGAGCCUUAUACGAUCCCAGCUCGACCAAGUGGAUAUCAGCUCGAUCGCCACCAGAUCUUCACACGACCAGAUCGUGAUGGUCGUACUACAGUCUAACAAAGCGAUCUAAAAUAACUCGGGAAGAGGUCGAGCGGAUCGGGUACAGGGCUCGUGUAUGGUCGAAUAGCAAUCGAGAAGUGAUCGUGUACGAUCGAUUAGCCGCCGGGAAGCAGUCUAGUAAGUUUGUACAUCACAUCGAAUAGAGGUCGAGUGGAUCGUGUUGCGAUCUAAAAUAACUCUGGUAGAGGUCGAGCGGAUCGGGUACAGAUCGUGUAAAAGAUGUCAAUCCGAUCGGCACAAGAUUGCUUCACGAUCAACUCGAUCUUCUACUAGACUAAUUAACGACCACUUCCCGAGCUCUUCUCGAUCCACCUCCGACCACUCAUGCCGACCGAACCAGACCAGUACCCGACCGCUUGGUCGGGCUUGAUCGAGUUGAUCUGAUCGGCAAUGGGAACCCGCUUUACGGAAUGUUUACUCACUGUACGUACGUCUGGUGACCUUCGCAAUAUGAUUGCGUGUUUAUUUUUCUGACGUUAUCUAAAAACGGUGAGCAAUUAACGCAACUCGUUUGUAUAGACUUGUAUUCACAAUACAAGCAGUACAUUCUAAUAGGGGGUUGUCCGUAUGACGUUUAACCGAAUUUAAAUAAUAAUAAAAUAUGGUAUUAUCUGUAGAUGUAUAUAACACAGUGCUUCAUGUACCCUAUGCAGUUCAGCUAUUAAAAAACAUCGACCUUUAAAGAGAGGCUCCUAACAGUAUGCGCUAGUUACAUGUUUAGAAAAAAAGAGAUUAAUAAAUCAACUUUGCAAGGCAAAGUUAUUUUGCAAACAUUUGUGCAUGAAUAACAACGUAGCUUCACUGGACUUAAGUUUUAUUUACCCUGGUACAUAACUGACCUGCAUUUGAAAUGUUUGUGGUGUAGUGCAAAACCUCAUAUAAAAAGAUCACAUUUCAGCCAGCUUAUUUUUUCCAAAUGAUAAGCAUUAUAAUUACUGUAAAAAGAUUUGUCUUUCAUAUAAAAGCUCACGUUAAACCAUAAGUUGUAUGUAUCACUAUGUACAAUUCAGCUUUGUAUAAGUUGUAUGUAUCACUAUGUACAAUUCAGCUCUGUAUAAGUUGUAUGUAUCACUAUGUACAAUUCAGCUCUGUAUAAGUUGUAUGUAUCACUAUGUACGAUGCAUCUCUGUAUAAGUUGUAUGUAUCACUAUGUACAAUUCAGCUCUGUAGUUUAAGGAGGACACGUUCAUAUUCAUUGUGCAACUUGUAUCAACACACGUUUUCAU
Molecule: messenger RNA, 1868 nt
Organism: Dreissena polymorpha
Lineage: Eukaryota; Metazoa; Mollusca; Bivalvia; Myida; Dreissenidae
Exons: 2
Coding region: 61-639 (192 amino acids)
Source: RefSeq, a predicted model, not a curated record